CCGAGAUUGUUCGACUCCGACUUUGAUCUCUUUCUUCCCCUCUGGCUCUCCUCCCGUUUGGCUCGCCAUGACGCGAGCCCCCGCCCCAGCAGCUGCUCCCGGCGCCGAAGCAACCGCGGCGGCGUCCCCGGCGGGCGAGCGCGUUGAGCAGGCAAGCACCAGCUCGCGGGCGACGACGGGUUCGCCGGCCGUGCCUGGACCUGGAGGACGUCCGGAGGCGCCGAGCGUCGCUGGGACCGGGAGAGACGGUGGCGGAGGGCCCGCGCGGACCGCGGAGGGCGACGAGCGCGCGCGUCUGGUCGUGACGACGAUGCCGCCGCCGGUGGGCGCCACGGCGGCGGGGGGCGUGGCUGUGGCCGUGCCUGUGCAGGCGCCUGAGACCAGGCCGUGGGCGCGGUCGAGGUCGAUGUCGUCCGUCACGUGGGCGAAGCUCGUGGUCGGAUUGCUGCUCCUCGUUCUGCUCGGCUACGCAUUCUUCAAGUGGGGCGUCCCGUAUCUCUCGGAGAAGGUAAUCAUGCCAAUUAUUCAAUGGGAAGCAAAAUCAUUUGGCCGCCCCGUGUUAGCGGUGGUCAUAAUCACUUCUCUAGCGCUGUUCCCUGUGGUGUUGCUGCCUUCUGGUCCUCCAAUGUGGUUAACAGGAAUAGUUUUCGGCUAUGGUAUCGGCUUCUUGAUCAUCAUGGCCGGUGUCACCAUUGGCAUGUCUUUACCUUAUUGGAUUGGCCUAUUGUUUCGUGACCGCCUGAAUCUCUGGUUGGAAAAGAAAUGGCCACGACAGAUUGCUCUGAUUAAACUGGCAGGUCAAGGGAGUUGGUUCCAGCAAUUCCGGGUGGCUGCAUUGCUAAGAAUCUCACCGUUCCCAUAUCCAUUGUUCAACUAUGCUGUAACUGUGACGGAGAUGAAGUUCAUCCCUUACAUAUGUGGUUCGGUUGUUGGAAUGGUGCCUGAUGUGUUCAUCAACAUCUACAGUGGGCGGCUGAUACGCACAUUGGCUGAGCUGAAUUAUCACGAGCACCGAAUGACAACAGUUGAGAUAGUGUACAACGUUGUAUCUGUAAUUGUUGCCAUCGUCUUUGCGAUUGGAUUUACAGUAUAUGCGAGACGAGCUUUGGAUAACAUGGAACGUUCCGAAGCCAUCUGCACUGAACCUGUCGGCGCCCCUGCCGGAUCGACUGAGUUCAGAGAUCAGCUUGAGGGAUGUUCAACUGCACGUUCCGUACCAAUCGAUGUUGUAUAAUAACAAAUACUGUACAGUACACGUGUAAGGACUGAUUGCUUUAAAGUUCCAUUAAUGUACAUAUUCAUGUACAUACAACAUGCUAGAUUGGUAGAAGAAAAAGCUUAACGGUGUAACUGCUACGUACUAGUAUACUGUAAAUCUGUACUGUCCUGACUCCUGAUGCUGUUAAGCUGUUGCUGUUCAGGCGCGCAUGUUGUGUGAUUAUUGCUUCUUCA
Molecule: messenger RNA, 1452 nt
Organism: Sorghum bicolor (sorghum)
Lineage: Eukaryota; Viridiplantae; Streptophyta; Magnoliopsida; Poales; Poaceae
Product: transmembrane protein 64
Exons: 5
Coding region: 68-1234 (388 amino acids)
Source: RefSeq, a predicted model, not a curated record